Rotaria sp. Silwood1 is the source of this 999-nucleotide messenger RNA. Lineage: Eukaryota; Metazoa; Rotifera; Eurotatoria; Philodinida; Philodinidae. The record is from the annotation of a GenBank genome assembly.
AUGAUUCCAAAAAAACCAACAUUAGCAAAAGAUUUUUUACAUAAUUUUCCACUUCUUCGAUCACUUGUUGAAGAAGCUUUAGCUUUACAACAACAUCAAUAUGAUAUAUCGACAUCAGUUAGGCAUGUAAUGUUUGAUGAUCGACCACAUUCAGCUGUACAACAGAAACAAAAUAGUUCAAAACAAAUUCCAGUACGACCUAAAUCAGCAAUGAAUGUUCGUACAAUACGAACUAAAUCUGUUAUUGUAACAAGAAAUAUAAUUAAUACACGUCGUCUUUAUCCACCAUCAUCAAAAACAAAUAAAAUGAUCGUAACAAAAAAUGAUGUACGUGAUUUAGUUGAUCGUCUUUCUAAGCCAAAAUUUAACAAACGUGUUGAACGAGAAAUCGCAUCGAUUGAUCAUGAUCUACCAACUCAAGAACUCGUUAUAAAAACUCCACGUAUCUCUUCGAAACAAACUAACACUACUAGGUCUACCAAUAUCACACGAAAACCACCACCUUCUUAUGGUACAACCCGGGCUCAUCGAUUAAUGGCUGAAUUAUCUCGAGCUCGUCGUGCUGGUAUUCAGCCUCAAAAAGCUAGUUCACCUAAAUCUCAAACAUCUCCAAAGAUAGAAUCCGCAUCCAAUAGUCGUACUCCUUCAUCGUCACCACAAAUAUUGAAUACUGGCACGGUUUCACGCUUAUCUCUUCUAAAUAAAGUUGAUGUUGAUACUCCUACUAUACAAAAAACUAAUAUUCAACGAACAUCUUUGGAAGUCACGCCAGAAAAUACGGGUCCUAUUCAAAAAUCACCAUUAACAACAAGUCAAGAUGUUACUUUAAAAUUAAAUCAAACAAUAACAAAGAUAACAUUUUCAACUCCGGAAUCAACAACCAUGCCUCAACAUAAUCAAGAAAAUGAUCAAAGAAAUGAUGACUUAACGUUUUCAAUUACUGAUAUAACUGAUUAUUUUACCGAUGGUGGAGAAUCAAGUACUCGUCCAUCAAGUUGA